AUGGGCAGUCGCCCAUACAGUGGAUUGAAGAACGUGCGCCAUGAUUUCAAGCUAACGCCAAUCCUUCGAACAUUGUGUUUUGCUAUAACGAAGAAUGAUAAAGAGGCGUUAGAUGAAUUAAUGAAAUUGGACGAGUUACCGGUGAUGAUGAGGAUUAAAUUCCUAAGUCAGCACGGCACCCGCGAUGAUUCACAUCAUCAUCAGGCGGUGGUGUUGGAAAAAUUUGCCGCGCGUCGAAAAGCGUUUUUGGCGGCAAUGGAAGACCAAGAAACAGAAGUAUGCGACGUGUGCGAACAGCUCACAGUCAGAACUUCGAUUGUUUCAAAAAAACUGGACAAGUACAAAAAUGUGCUUUUGAACAUGCCGAUUCAAGAUGACCAAAAAUAUCGCGUUUGCCGAAUGUGCUCUCGGGAGCUAUCAAAAAAUCAGCUUCCGGCGGCAGCGAUAUGUAACUCAAUGAAAAUGGAUGACGCACCGGAAGAAUUGAAGAACUUAAAUCUAAUCAAGCUAAUGCUCGUACAGAAAGUUCGUGCCAUCCAGAGCAUUGUGCAUUUGAGGGACAUCGGCAACAGAAAAACAGCAAUGAAAGCCACGAAAGGAGUUCUGAUAAUGGUCCCUGUUUUUGCGGAGGAAACAGUGGACCACGUUGCAAAAGUAUUGCCAUCGUCAUCGCGCUUGCAAUUGCAAGUUCUGACGCAAUGGCAAUCAAUCCACUUGGUGUCACUUCCGCGAGUUAUAAAAGCUCUGAAAUGGCUAAAACAUAAUAACCUCCAUUAUCGAGACAUAUCGAUCAAUGAGGCUUUUAAGUUUGAAAUUGGUAGAGAUGUGUUCUUCGAAAAACCAGAAGCAACACAAAAAGAUGCGGAUGCUUUGAUCGAUGUGGAGGGGAGAGAUGAUGAUCAUCAUCUUCUCACGCAAGCCCAUAUUGAGAAUGUGCCGAUGGCGGAAGUGAAUCCGCCUGAUGCGCUGCCGGGGCGAACGUUAUGA
Caenorhabditis bovis is the source of this 987-nucleotide messenger RNA. The record is from the annotation of a GenBank genome assembly. Lineage: Eukaryota; Metazoa; Nematoda; Chromadorea; Rhabditida; Rhabditidae.